Molecule: messenger RNA, 1105 nt
Organism: Amoebophrya sp. A25
Lineage: Eukaryota; Dinophyceae; Syndiniales; Amoebophryaceae
Source: the annotation of a GenBank genome assembly
AUGUCUUCCAACGACGAAAAAAUGUUGCCUGGUGCGUCAUCUUCGCAGCACCGUAAAGGGACGAGUGCUUUCUUGCCAAGUUCUGGUUCAGCUUCACCCGUAACUUCAUCUUUAGCCGACGAUGCUGGAGGAGGAGGAUUAGGGUCAUUUUCUGGCCCUGAUGGGUUGAGGAAGGGCAAAGACUUGGGUCUUCGCUCAAGCAGGAGUGGCAUUGUCAACUCGUGUAUCAAGAAAGCUGCGAAUGCCGCGUUUAAGAUAGACGAUUUUGGAGCAACGUCGUCCUCUAGCACAGGAGCGACAAUAAUAGGAAGGCGGAACAACGAGGAACAUCUAGAAGACGGUGUUGAAGAUAAAUGCUCUUUUUAAGGUCAACAUCUAGUGUCCAUCUUUCUCGGUUCUUUCGUGCCCGCCUUUUCCCUAAUAUUCUCAUCAAAUACAAGGUAAAAAGGAGCCAAGAUGAGGGGACCGAGAUGCAUCCUAGCGCGCGCUAAUCUUUACAACGACCAGGAGGGGGCGCAUUCGACGAGAAGGCGCCUGGGUCUGCGUCUGCCUCAUCUUCGCAUCAACUAGUAACCUCAGUGAACCCUGUGGCUCCACUAUCGCACAGUCGUCCUUCGCCUACUUCUCGUCCUAAUAAACCUAGCUUAGAGCGACGCCUGUCCGAUCUAGCCUUUUUCAUGACUGUGGCUUUUAGUCAUCCACCAGUAACCGGAUUACUGCUUGUCAGUCUUACUGCGAUAGCAAUAGGAUUGCAGAUUCUACGCAAAGAGUCCCAUCCCGAACACAUUUUCCCAUAUUGCUUCGUACUGGUCGGGUUUUGUGUAUGGUUCUGGUAUUUGGUAACCUGAAUUUGAUCACAAGGGUUCUCUUCUUGUUUUCCCUUAUGAUCAAACUCUGGUUACCAAAUACCGGAGCCAUUCACUUUGUGGUAUGUCAUUGUGGUACAAGGGAGUUCGAGCGACGGUGUUACACCAGAAAGGUGAGAAAAACAGGGAUGGGGAAUAGAUUGGAGACGGCUGGAUUAUCAUAAACACCUAUGAUACAGUUACCUCCGAUUCACAACACGUACAAAGAAGAUCACCGCGUUUAUCUCGCUUCCUUCGAG